CAUGCCUGUUUUAAUUUAGCUUAAGUUAGCUAUAUCUAAUGUGAAAACUACUACAGCAGAGAUGUCUUUUAUGAAGAUCUUGGCUGUUAUUUUCAUCUUCAUGUUGUCGAAGGCGGCGUCUGCGACUGCAGAAGCGAAAUGCACAGAAAAGGACCCGCGCCAAGUUUAUCCAUAUUGCAUGUAUUCUGGUACCGAUAGUUCGCUGUGGUGCGACCAGUCCAAUUACAAGAGAUUACCUAGCGUGGAUGAAAUCAACAGACAUUUAGCACCAAAUCGUAACUGCACUUCAGCGAAAAAACUCUACGUCAACGACAGUUGCUUACAAGAGAUAAGUGAAGAUGAUCUCAAACCAUAUCAAGAAAUAUCGAUAUUGUACGGAGACAGGAACAACAUCGUUCACUUGGCUUCAGAAACAUUCGAAAAGAACAAGAAAUUAGAGAACAUGAACUUCCGCUCGAAUAAAAUUCAAGCCAUUGAGCUAUACGCCUUCAGAGGUCUUAAACAAUUGAAACGUUUAUAUCUUGAUGACAACAAAAUCACAGAACUGCAUCCAGGGACGUUCGCCGCCUUGUGUUCACUCCAGGUUAUAUCUUUAAAAAACAAUCAACUGAGAUCAAUAGGCCGAAGUCAUUUUAAUUCCUUGAAAAAGUUGGAAACUCUACAACUUCAAGGUAAUUUGAUACAGCGUAUUGAAGACCGAUCGUUCAGUACAUUGAAAGGACUUAAAAAUCUUCACCUUGACAAUAAUAAAAUAUCUGUUAUCACGCCCAGAACCUUCAGCGGGUUGGAAGGGCUCGAAACCUUAACUUUAACUCAUAACGGAAUCAGAUCGUGGCCAAGAACAUACGGGGUUGUUUUCGUCAAUCUGCAAACACUACAUCUUGGCAGUAAUGCCAUAUCAGAGAUAUUUCUACCGGAACACGUAGAAAAUGUGGCGAAGCUCAGAUAUCUGUCAUUAGACAACAACUUGAUUUCAAAACUGCAUCCAGACCUAUUCCAGGCUACCCCAGAACUUCAACAUUUAAACUUGAGUAGUAACAGUUUUGAAGAUAUUCCGGCCGAUGCAUUUGAAUCAUUGAGUGAAUUGCAUUCGCUUAUCUUAAAAGACAAUCGAUUGAAAACACCAAAAUCUGACUGGUUUAAAAAUGUUAUCAAGAAUGCAAACGAAGAAAGUAAUGUGGGGUUAGAAAUGAACGACUGGAUUUGUGAUUGUGAGAGUUUAAGCUAUCUGCAAUACGUCGAAGAUUUGCAUAAACACGAAAAUCCGAUAGUCCGAUCGUUAGCAAGAAGCCUUCAAAUAGUUUGCCACAGCCCAGAUGACCAUCAGAAUAAACUUUUGGCCCCGGAACUGGGAAACGAAAUAAUAUCUCGUCAAAAUUGUACACAUUCCAUUUUUGAUAUCCCCCCACCAACCACCCCAUCCGUCGUUGUAAAAUCGAAUAACCCUAACGAUGAAGAAUCUAACAUCCCAAAAUAUAUGCAAUCGUCUACAGAAAUUGAAAAUACCAUUCCUAUGAUUUUUGAAGUAUUUACCGAAAAUGAAAACACAGGCGUAAUUGUGGGCAUUUUAGUUGGAUUGUGCGCUGUGGCUAUCAUUGCGUUGGGCAUUUGGUAUCGCAAACGCAAGAAAUCAGAUUUAUCUGUUUUCAGGAAACGUAAUUAUAGUACUCGUAGCCAAACGUCGAAUCCAUUAAUAGCGGAUGCGUAAUUACAUUUGCUAUUGUGCUUGCAGCUUGUGUAAUUCCAAUCAGCCCUAUCAAUACAUUUUCGGUGAUCAACCAUUACUCAAAUUUAGAAUCUUCAGAAGUAGCCAAAUCAUUUUAACCUGAAAUAAAUACUCUACAUUACCUAUUUUACUUCUGGAUAUUAUAUUUUUAUAUACGUUUUUUAUACUCAAAAAUGUUUAAACAUGCAAUGUCUCUGAUUAAUGCAUCUUAAAAAUAUCUAAAUUACUUGUUUAAAAUUAUUUUCUUCUAUUUCUUGUCGUUAUUGUUAUUGGAAAAAAAUUUUUCUCGUCGACUACUGGAACAAUUGCUUUAAAAUUCUCAGCUGUUGAAUAUUGUUGUUUUCGCUAGUUGUUGUUCUCUAUGAUUUUUAGUAUUUUCCUCCCUAUUCCUAUUUUAAUAAUUUUGUUUCAUUUAAUUAAGUUUAAGAAUUCAAUUAUAUAUGAAGUUCUCUCAUCUUUUACUUAGAGUUCAUUAGUUUGAGGCUAUGGUGAAUGAUUAAUAAACGUAGUAGGCUCCGGUGGGUGCUUAGUCAUAAUUUGGUGAAUACCAAGCUUCCAUCAAAUUUAUUUUAGUUUUAUUUUCAUUUUAUUCAAUUAUUUUUCACUGUAUUUCACUGUUUUUCAUAUGUUUUUAAAAAUUAGCGAACAUAGAAAAACGUCCAAAAAA
Messenger RNA from Styela clava, 2393 nucleotides. NCBI's taxonomy places the organism in Eukaryota, Metazoa, Chordata, Ascidiacea, Stolidobranchia, Styelidae. The record is from RefSeq and is a predicted model, not a curated record.